GUUUUACGGAAAAAAGUCAAAUCGCCGUUGGUUUCUGCGGGACAAGCGUCAGUAACGGCAUGGGCAACCGUUGUCAACUUUUUGUGCAUUUGUGUAUAUUCACAUAAAAUGGGGUUGCCGUGUGGCGAAGCGAGGUGAAGCAAAAUGUUUAAUACGCUUCAUAAAUUCAGACAGACGAAUGGAAAAAUUGUGUUGAUGUAAACAAAAACAAAUAAAUUCACACACAACUCGCACUUACUGUACACAUAUGUAAUGAAAAGUAAGCGGCCGAAGCGAAUUCAAUAGUCUAAAUGCAAGUAUUUGUCCCAAAUCUCUCAAAAUUGUACAAUUGAAUUGUAAACUCUAUCCAGUCUUCUGACAAAGUGUCAAAAGUAUGAUGUUUUUAUUUCAAUCUUUCAUUCGCAAAGUUUUUUCAAUGAGAUAGAUAAUUUACAAAGCUGGAAAUUUAUUCCUAUUUGUUGAAAACAUAAGUGUAUUUAAAUAAUUACGAAUGCAAAGACAAAGUAUUUAAGGUGGAAAAUGUCCAAUUUUAACUACAUGGACAAAGUUCCUGUUAAAAUAGCAGAAAGUUAUAAGCCACCACCGAGGUUGUACCAACUGCCACAGGCCAUAUUUCAUAAGCUACAAUUACCAGUCGGGUAUUACAACGAAGCGCAGCAAUUCCGCUAUGACUUCCAGUUGGAACGAAAGGUUCUUGCCAAAAUGCCUGAAUGGCGACGUCUUCGUCAGCAGGAACGUGACGCUCGACGUGAAAGAAAAGAGCAAAGAGAGCAAGAGCGCCUACUCGAGCUAGAGGCUAAAAAUAAACAAAUGCUUGGUGCUGUAAGUUAUCCCAGUGCUGAUGAUUUGUCAAGUUCGGACAGUGACUCGGAUGAGAAAAAGCAUGAAGGGCAAAAAAGUAAAGAUAGUGAAAAAAGCGAACCGGACUCAGAAGCGAAGUUGAUUUUAUCGUCGCAAAUCAACAGUUUUGACAACAUUCUACAACCAACAAUUAUAAGCAGAAAAUUUGAAAAUUCGCAAACAAGUUGUAUAUUAGGAUCAGAUUUGCAACCAUUUGCUAAGACUGGAAAAUAUUCCAAUGUUGCAAAAGAUGUCAAUGCAUUUAAUUACAAAGACUUUGAAGAAGACACAUCAUCACCUUUUGAUAAUAUAGAGUUAAAAACAAUUAACGACUUGGAUAUAUUGGCCCAAGUGCUGCAUAAUACCCAAAUGCAUAUACAACAAAAAGAAACCGUACAAGAAGACAAUGUGAAAAAACAAUCGUUUGAUAAUGAAACGGAAAAAGAUAAAGAAGUUACAAAAGAACUAAUAACCAAAGAUAAUACUCUCAACAUUAGAACCGGUGUUAAAAACGAAGCCGAAAAUAAUGCAUCAUUGAAAUUAGAAGAUAAACCGUCUGAAUUUAACUUAGAAAUAUUAGAAAAAAGGAAAACAGAACUUAGAAACGUAAACUUUGGUAAUUUAUAUUCCCAAGGUUGUUAUAACGAAAACAUUCCGUAUGCAAUUAUUACAAAUAAUAGCAUUACUAAUAACAGUAACAUACCCCUAAACACUUCAUACAGUUCUUAUUCUAAUCCACAACAACAAUCUUAUCAAAUGACUUACGGAGCAUUAUACGGUGGUAUGGGUGAACAACAAUAUAAAAACUUCACUGCUCAAACACAUGGCUCCUCUAUUGUUAGCAGUAAUCGAAACUACCUAUAUCCACCGAAUUACAGUAGUGGUACUUCAACAUAUUGCAGUCCAAAACAUUUACUGCAAACUUCCUCUAUCGUUAAAUCCGCUUGUAAUGCAGGUAGCUAUGAAAACACAAUAUCAUCCAGCAAUGGGGUACACAUGCAAACUCGACAGCAAAAUCUUAGUAUGAACAGUUGCAAUGACACGACAUUAAAAUCGAAGAGCGUGCCAGAUAUAUUGGCUGAAUUGAGUGAUGAAGUUCGGAAUUCAGAAAUUCGCAGAUCUCGUUAUUACAGCUUUAAUUCGGAAGAAGGAAAGCAAAGUGGAGAUAAAAAUGAUAGUGAUGAAGAUCCAACCCCAAAGCAAUCACCUGUGAAAAAACCAUCUUCAGCAAAUGUGAAUCAUUACGACAAUUUACCCGUCCCUGCACAACGAUUGGUCAAGAAUAUUAGUGCAAUGGGUUUUCCGUUGGAGCGGGUUGCAAAGGUAUCCACUAUUUUCGGGACAGAUGAUAAAAAGAUUAUUGAGCACUUGAUAUCGCUGAGUGAAUUGAUGGAUUUGGGUUUCGAUGAAAUGAAAAUAUCUGAUGCGCUAAUUCAAUACGAUAACAACAAAGAAAAAGCUUUGGAAUAUUUAAUUUCGUAAUGACGUGUGUAUGGCAUAAUAGUGUACUACAACAUAUUAUAUGUAUGUAUUGUAUUAUUAUUCUAUUAAGCAACUAUACAAAUAGAUAAUCUUACAACAAAAUCUGUGAACUGUAAAUUGGCAUACAAUUAUUAUGCUACGCCUCUUAUAUGAAAUUUCUAAACUGCUUAAAUCUUGAAAAAAAAAAAUUUAAAUUAAACUCAUGAUAGAAGCGUUAUAUUUUUACAGGAAAUAUUGCACAUACGAAAACCUAAAUGUUCAUUUAGCAAAUAAACAAAGAACCACAAGAUCAUAUAGUAAAA
Messenger RNA from Ceratitis capitata (Mediterranean fruit fly), 2624 nucleotides. RefSeq names its product Ubiquitin-associated protein 1. The transcript is spliced from 4 exons. NCBI's taxonomy places the organism in Eukaryota, Metazoa, Arthropoda, Insecta, Diptera, Tephritidae. Bases 520 to 2322 code for a protein of 600 amino acids. Gene Ontology annotation, molecular function: ubiquitin binding. The record is from RefSeq and is a predicted model, not a curated record. Gene Ontology annotation, cellular component: ESCRT I complex. Gene Ontology annotation, biological process: ubiquitin-dependent protein catabolic process via the multivesicular body sorting pathway.